Cynara cardunculus var. scolymus (artichoke) is the source of this 758-nucleotide messenger RNA. RefSeq lists its product as uncharacterized. The record is from RefSeq and is a predicted model, not a curated record. NCBI's taxonomy places the organism in Eukaryota, Viridiplantae, Streptophyta, Magnoliopsida, Asterales, Asteraceae. The transcript has a single exon. The coding region runs from base 28 to 660 and encodes 210 amino acids.
GCUCCAUUUCAUUAGCAAAUAGCAAAGAUGCAUCAAGCCAUUGACUGGUUUUCUUGGCUAUCAAAAGCUGGGCUUGAGCCUUCACUUAUUUACGAAUAUGGGAUGGCUCUAUCGCGUAACGAGCUUGAAGAAGGUGAUAUAGCUUAUUUCAACCAUGAAUUCCUUCAAAGCAUGGGAAUCUCCAUAGCUAAACACAGGCUAGAGAUACUGAAGCUUGCUAGGAAACAGAAAGGCUCAAGUGGUUCACACCCCAUCUCAAAGCUUAUGAUUGCCAUCAAGAAAACCAAGAGAACCUUGGCUAACUACAUCCAUACAUGGGUGCGCCGGGAUGACUCGGCUCUGGUGCUGGUUCGUAGGAGUAAUGGUUCAGGAUGGAGAGGUGCUAUGUUAAGAACCAACAACAGGAGAAUGGUCACCUUUAAACAAGCUAAUCCCACUCUUUUGCUCACUAAUGGUUACCAUCCUAUGGUGAAGUCCACCAGUGCUAAAGUGAACAGCAUCUCGAGCUCAUCAUUGGUUUAUGGUCUUCAGUAUGAUCAAGGUAUAAAGGACAGUUUCGAUGGUGACACUUCUGAUGAAGAAGACGGUGGUUAUUUAUCUGGGAAUGGUGUUCAAGAGAUUCAAUGGGACACUUUGUUCCAGAAUUUGAAACCGACUUGAAGCUGUAGCAGUCAUCGUCUUCUUCGUGGAUCUGUUUUUUCUUGUUCUGAAUAAAUUAUUACAAGAAUUAUAAUGGUGAGAGAGAUUCUAUUUUUCAA